Lachancea dasiensis is the source of this 1422-nucleotide messenger RNA. The record is from the annotation of a GenBank genome assembly. NCBI's taxonomy places the organism in Eukaryota, Fungi, Ascomycota, Saccharomycetes, Saccharomycetales, Saccharomycetaceae.
AUGUUAAGAAAUCUAAGUUUAAAUAGGGCCACGGUGGCCCAUCGCUGCUUUUUGGCUCGUACUUUAACGGCCAGUUUUGUUACGAAGACCCCCAUAAACGGAAAGCCUCUGCAGAUGGCUCCCAUGCAUUCGAGUAUACCGGUGGAGGAGAUCGUGAAGCCUGCGGCUGUAGACCAUUUGAAAAAUCUAUCCGCUCAAGAGCUAGUCUCACUUGGUGUGAUUGGCUUUGCAACCAUUAACAAGCCCAUGCUGGACUUGGUAUUGAAGGUUUUUCCAUUCGUUCCCGUGUGGGUGAUGAAAUUACUAGUUUCUUCGCUGUACUGUGGGGGUGACAACUUCAAAGAGGUUCGGGAAACUGGUGAGAGACUGAGGGUUAGAGGCAUCAAGAAUAUGAUGCUGUCUCUGACCAUUGAGGACGCUGAGGGAACGAAGAACAUAGAUAUUAACCACAUUGUCUCGGAAACUAUUGCUUCGAUACACCAGAUUUUGAAGCCCCAUUUGCAAAAGCAGUUGGAUGGUGCCGCCGACGUUAAUACUAUCCCACCGGGAUACAUAGCGUUGAAGCCCUCGGCCUUGGUAAAAAACCCAUCCGAAACUUUGUUGCACUUCAACGAUCCAGCAUACCAACACCAGCGCGACGCCCUCGUCAACAACUGUACUGCAAUCACCCAGGAAAUUUUUAAUCUAAACCAGGAAUUUUCCAAACUGUAUCCGCAGCGGAAGGCGCCAUUUUUUGUAUCAGUCAUUGAUGCCGAGAAGUACGCUUUACAGAAGAGUGGCGUCUACGAGUUGCAGCGAACUCUUUUUCAAAAAUUUAACCCCAAGUCCUCCAAGAUGGUGUCUUGUGUAGGGACUUGGCAACUCUAUCUACAAGACUCAGGUGCGGACUUAAUGAAAGAUUAUGAGCGGGCGGAAAAGGAAGAGUACAAGCUGGGCUUAAAGAUCGUUCGUGGCGCAUACAUCCACUCAGAGCCUCGUCGUGACGCUAUUAUUUACCCAAAUCAGGCCGGUACUGAUGCUAAUUUUAAUGCUGUCAUGUCAAAAGUAAUCUGCGAUCUUCUAUCAAAGGGUGAAAAAUCGAUCUUCGGACAUUUAGUAAUCGCUUCUCACAACUACCAGUCCCAAAAAUUGGCUACGGAGAUGCUCAAGGGACAUGAGAACAACCUUGGGAAAUCUAAUGUGGUUUUGGGCCAAUUGUUAGGAAUGGCGGACAACAUUACGCACGAUUUGAUUGUUAACCACAACGCCCAGAACUUAAUAAAGUACGUUCCAUGGGGCCCUCCAGUUGAGACCAAGGACUACCUCUUAAGGCGUCUACAGGAGAAUGGUGACGCUGUAAGAGCGGACAAUGGGUUCCCAUUAGUGAUCGCCGUUGGAAAAGCCCUAUGGAGGUCCAUCUCUCAAAGAUCAAGCACGGCAUAA